Molecule: messenger RNA, 845 nt
Organism: Xyrauchen texanus (razorback sucker)
Lineage: Eukaryota; Metazoa; Chordata; Actinopteri; Cypriniformes; Catostomidae
Product: SAYSvFN domain-containing protein 1-like
Exons: 2
Coding region: 125-628 (167 amino acids)
Source: RefSeq, a predicted model, not a curated record
UGUUCAAAAGGCGGCGGAUGCGUUUAGUUACAGUGGGAAGCAAAGACGGAAGUCAUGACAUGUGAACGUGGCGAUUUAAUUACAAUUUCAUUCUAAUUAUUAUUAUUAUUUUCGGGUAUGAAAUAUGGAGAGUAAACUGGCAGAAUUCAGAGCCCGAAAGAAAGCCCAGACUGAAGCGAAGAAACCUGCCGAUUCAGAGAUCGAGAGCGAGAUGAAAGUCACAGGCGAUCAUUCUCCAGCUGUGUCUGAUGACAAACCAGAGCUGAAGCCCAUCAUCACCUGCCCUCAAACACCACACACAGAGGUUGGAAGUGCCAGUGACGGCUUGCUGGACAGGACUUCUGGUCAUUGGUUUCAGCGUUUGGCUCUUACCCAUCUUACCCUAUUUAAAGUACUGCUAUGGCUGGUACUGCUGGGUCUUUUUUCAGAACUUGAGUUUGGCCUACCAUUUUUCCUCAUAUCUUUAUUCUACUGGCUCUAUGAGGGUCUUCGAAGCCCAAAGGCACGACAACCCGGUGAAAUGAGUGCCUACUCUGUGUUUAACCCUGACUGUCAGCCUAUCCUGGGAACUUUGACUGCCGAACAGCUGGAGGGAGAGAUGGGAUUCAGGCCGAUGGCCAACAGAUAACUGAACAUGUACUGUAUGAAAGGCUAGGCCGUAAUGCAGGACAUACCUUAGUGCUGCCACAAUAUUUGGAUUAGUGGUCAACCGAAAUGUGUCUUUCAAUGGCUUAUUCUUAAAUUAUACAAUUUGGUUACUUUACUAAAGUGAAAUGUAAGGGAAUCAGUGUGAAUGCUGUUGUUGGAUAAUAAAUGAUGUAUAUGUCAAAAACUUCGACAUAUUU